AUGAGUAAAAACGACGGAGUGGCGCUAUUGGCUAAGGACCGGAUUCCUCCAGGGACACCACCCAGGACACACAAGCCUUUAGACAAUGGGCUGAAGAAGAGUGACACCACUGAUUUCCCAGUGGCACCCAGCAAAUCUUCUUUCCCUGUGUUUUCCAAACCUAUGGACUCCAAUAUAAAGCAUUGUGACAUCAGGAAAAGUGAGGAUAUUGAUUCUCCACAAACUUCGCCCGAAGUGUCAGAGUACUUGUUAAAAAAAUAUAAUAAUGGUGUUGACUCUAUAAGUCCGAAGAAAACACCAAAAAGGCCACCAAAAAAUCUUCUGUUCAAAGCAGUCUCUGAAGGUGACAUAGAGUCAUUGAACAGACUGCUGCAAGAGGCCAAAGAGUCAGCAGCCACAUAUACACAGAAAGAAGCUCAAGAUUUCUUCGUGUACAAAUUAACAUCAAAAGAUACUGGAAAAACCUGUUUAAUGAAGGCAUUAUUGAACAUAAAUGACAAUACUCCUGAGAUUGUGUGUAUUCUGAUGUCAUUCGCUGAGGAGAAUGGAUUCUUAGAAAGAUUAAUUAAUGCUGCAUAUACAGAAGAGAAUUAUAAAGGUCAAACUGCACUGAACAUAGCCAUUGAGAGACGUCAGAGUGACCUUGCCAAGUGCUUAAUAAGAAAAGGGGCUAAUAUAAAUGUACGGGCACAAGGACGAUUCUUCAACCCAAAGCAUAAACAUGAAGGAUUUUAUUUUGGAGAAACACCAUUAGCACUCGCUGCAUGCACCAACCAACCAGAUGUGGUACAGCUGCUGAUGGAGAACAGCCAGACCAAUGUCACCAUCCAGGACUCUCUGGGGAACACUGUUCUUCACGCACUGGUGACAGUGGCAGAGAAUUCUGAAGCACAGAAUGUCUUUAUCAUACGCAUGUAUGAUACAAUCCUACGAACAUGUAAAAACAAGUCUUUGGAAAGUAUUGAAAAUAACGAAGGACUUACUCCAAUGCAACUAGCAGCAAAGACUGGGAAGACUGAGAUACUACAUUACAUUUUGAGUCGGGAGAUCAAAGAAAAGGAAAACAGGGUCCUGACCCGAAAGUUCACAGACUGGGCCUAUGGACCUGUUUCAUCUUGUCUGUAUGACCUGAAAGAUGUGGACACCUGCUCACGCAACUCCUUACUAGAAAUUGUGGUUUAUAACACCAACACUAAUAACCGCCAUGAGUUGUUGGCUUUGGAGCCCCUCCAUACUCUUCUUCAGCUGAAGUGGAAGAAGUUUGCAAGAUACAUGUUUCUCUUGUCCUUUCUUCUUUCCCUCACAUAUAAUGUUGCCCUGACAUUAAUCUCCUAUUACCGGCCACGUGGAGAACAGGCUUUAUAUCCGUUAAGUCUCACAUAUGAUCGGGGCUGGCUGCAACUGGUUGGACAAAUGUUUAUUAUUGUUUGUGCUACCUACCUCAUGAUUAAAGAGGGUGUGGUAAUCUUCUUAGUGAAGCCUUCAGACCUACGAUAUGUCCUGUCAGAUGCGUGGUUCCAUGUAUUAUUUUUCAUACAGGCAGUUCUGGUUAUCUUGUCUGUUUUCUGUUACCUCUUUGGAGUCAAAGAAUAUCUAGCCUUCCUCGUGUUAGCUAUGGCGCUUGGAUGGGCAAAUAUGUUGUAUUACACAAGAGGAUUUCAGUCCCUGGGAAUUUACAGUGUAAUGAUCCAAAAGGUCAUCCUCAAUGAUGUUCUAAAGUUCUUAUUUGUGUACAUCUUAUUCUUGUUCGGGUUUGGAGUAGCCCUUGCCUCAUUGAUUGAAAACUGCACAGAUGGUGAUGAAUGCAGCGCCUACAAGAGUUUCAGCACAGCCAUCGUAGAACUGUUUAAGCUCACUAUUGGGCUUGGAGACCUGGAGAUUCAGCACGACUCUAAAUACCCAGUCCUGUUCCUGCUACUUCUUAUUGCCUAUGUCAUUCUGACAUUUGUCCUUCUGCUAAACAUGCUGAUUGCAUUGAUGGGAGAAACUGUGGAAAAGGUUUCAAAGGAAAGUGAGCACAUAUGGAGAUUGCAGAGAGCUCGAACUAUACUGGAGUUUGAGAAGAACUUACCAAUGUGGCUAAAAGGAAAAUUUCAACUUGGAGAAUCAUGUACUGUCUCCAAAAAUGAUAAUAGAACCUGUUUAAGGAUAAAUGAGGUAAAAUGGACUGAAUGGCACAAUCAUGUCACCUGUAUAAAUGAGGAACCCGGCUUUGCAAUGUGUUCCGGAACCAGCUAUGCUAACUUCAAUGCUGAAGAUGAACCUGACAGUUUUGAGAAUGAUCAGCCAGUUACCAUCGAAUUCAAAGAUGUGGUGGAGCCAUGCAUAGAGACCACAGUUUAA
Nanorana parkeri is the source of this 2343-nucleotide messenger RNA. RefSeq names its product transient receptor potential cation channel subfamily V member 3 (gene TRPV3). The coding region runs from base 1 to 2343 and encodes 780 amino acids. Gene Ontology annotation, molecular function: calcium channel activity; protein binding. The record is from RefSeq and is a predicted model, not a curated record. Gene Ontology annotation, biological process: calcium ion import across plasma membrane. The transcript has 17 exons. NCBI's taxonomy places the organism in Eukaryota, Metazoa, Chordata, Amphibia, Anura, Dicroglossidae. Gene Ontology annotation, cellular component: membrane.